Molecule: messenger RNA, 2370 nt
Organism: Osmerus eperlanus (European smelt)
Lineage: Eukaryota; Metazoa; Chordata; Actinopteri; Osmeriformes; Osmeridae
Gene: pdlim7
Product: PDZ and LIM domain 7
Exons: 12
Coding region: 132-1559 (475 amino acids)
Biological process (GO): heart development; actin cytoskeleton organization; muscle structure development
Cellular component (GO): Z disc; adherens junction; filamentous actin
Molecular function (GO): muscle alpha-actinin binding; actin binding
Source: RefSeq, a predicted model, not a curated record
AAUGAAUACUGCUGUUCACGAAGGGAUCCACUAGCGGCUCUGACGUCUAAGUCGAGGAAGUCCGAAGUUUCGGCUGAUUUACUUAUUGAUUUACUUUAUUUCAUUUUAAGACAUAAGUAGACUUACUAGCGAUGUCUGGCGAACAGAAGGAGGGACAAGAGGCCAUGAAUGUAUACUGUAUAACCCUGAACGGCCCAGCGCCCUGGGGCUUCAGACUGCAGGGAGGAAAGGACUUCAGCAUGCCCCUCACCGUCUCCAGGCUGACCCCAGGGGGCAAGGCCGCCCAGGCCGGGGUUGGGGUGGGAGACUGGGUGGUGUCCAUCGGCGAGACCAACGCAGAGGACAUGACCCACGUGGAGGCACAGAACAAGAUCAGAGCAGCAACAGACUCGCUCACCCUCACCCUCAGCAAAGCUUUCCAUGCGGGGGGAGACCAGAAGCAGGACUGUUCCGCUGCCUCUGUGCAGCCUAAGUACUCCUUUGCCCCCAGCACGGCCAUUAACAAGAUGGCACGGCCGUUUACACCAGCCGGGGGCAGUGCCAACUCAGGUCCUGUCAUUAAACCGGUGGCGUACGCCCCUAAGAUUAACACACCACGGUCACUGGCCCCCACCAGCAUGCAACAUCCACACAACGGUCACGAUCCAACCCCCUCGCCAGCCAAGAGCCAACUAGCAGCCAAACCCGACGCCUCCAAGACCCCUGUGGCGGAGCCCCCCCCUCCUUCAGGCCCCGCCUGUCGACCCCCAUGGGUGACCGACGUGAACUUUGCGGACCGAUACCACCCAGACAAGACCAGCACGGUCCUGACCCAGCACAGGCAGCCGGCCCAGCCCACGCCCAUGCAGAGCCGCAGCACCAUCCUGCAGGCGGCGCAGCAAAGCCCCGCAGACAGCGGGAAGACGCCUCUGUGUGGCGCCUGCAACAAAGUCAUUAGGGGUCGGUACCUGGUAGCGCUGGGGCGUUCCUGGCACCCAGAAGAAUUCACAUGCUCCCAGUGUAAGGUGGUUCUGGACGAGGGAGGCUUCUUUGAGGAGAAGGGCUCUGUGUUCUGUACUAAGUGCUAUGACAACCGCUACGCUCCCAACUGUGCCAAAUGCAAAAAGAAGAUCACAGGGGAGAUCAUGCAUGCCCUGAAGAUGACCUACCACAUUCAGUGCUUCAUGUGCGCCGCCUGUAAGACCCCCAUCAGGAACCAGGCCUUCUACAUGGAGGAGGGGGAGCCCUACUGCGAGAGAGAGAAGGCUGUGGCACAACAGCUCACUGAGCACCUCUCCUCAAAUCAUCUUUAUGAACCUCUCCAGUCUGGAUUUCGUCUCCACCACAGCACUGAAACUGCAUUAGCCAAGACUAUGAGAAGAUGUUUGGCACUAAGUGCCACGGAUGUGACUUCAAGAUUGAUGCAGGGGACCGUUUCCUGGAGGCUCUGGGCUACAGCUGGCAUGACACCUGCUUUGUUUGUGCUCUCUGCCAGAUCAACCUGGAGGGGAAGACGUUCUACUCCAAGAAGGACAAGCCUCUAUGUAAAGGCCAUGCUUUCGCUCCCGUGUGAAAAGUAACGAAAGAAAGACGACAAAGAGAAACGAACGGCUCUCAGACCCCACUGUCCCUCCAAGCCUGACCCGCCAACCCAAGUCCCCCGACAAGCACGCCUCCAAAACCAAGUAUGCGUCUGACACCCACGCUGUCCUGGAUCCCUCUGCUGUCUCCUAUCUGAGGAGGGGGGGGGGGGGUCUGUUCUGUGUUGUGUACUGUGUCACGUGUGUCAAGUUGUGUGUACUGUUCCACACCAAGCCUUGUGUCGCUGCAGUGCUGGGACACCAUGUUGAAGAGGAGCCAUGCUCUGUGUGGUAGCUCUUCUGUCUGUGUACUGCCUCAGUCUGCAUGAUUGUCUCCCUGUGUUAAGGGUCCAUAUAUUUAUAGAUAGUGUAUCGCUUAAUUUUUUGGGGGAGGCGCCCAUGACUACUUGUUUGACGGCAUGGGAAAGCCGUGUUUGAAACCAAAUCAUCUAUUUGAGAGAUUUGAGCACAGCAUUAAGAGCAUGCCUCCUGGAGAUGUUCCUUGUUUGCUGUUGACGUAAUUGAUCUGUCAAAACCUGCUCUUACGAUAACAGGAUUAUAGUAGAAUGUAACCAUGUUUCUUCUCGUAUUUUGGUUACUCUUUUGUAUGAACGUGUGUAUUAAUAAGUGUCUUUUGAAGCUUUACACCUUUUUUAGCUUUAAAAUCAAUACAGUAAAUGCAAAACAACCCUGCUGUGCCUGCAAGUACCUGCUCGAGGUAGAUGAAAGAAGUCAUACGUUUUCAGAGAGGAGCUGUACUGUUUAAACUAUGUAGCUAAUCAAUAAACCCUCUGUGGUCUUCUUAACCAGA